AUGGCAGACAGAAGAGCUGGCUUCACCACCGAGGAUCUUGAUUCCAGUUUCGGCGACCGACGUAUUGUAGCAUUGGAUGGAUAUGAAGAUGAUGCGGAAAGUAUGGCAAUGAACUACGUCCCAGAUUACAAUGGCGAAUUCGAUCCCGACAGUGGGAACUCCAGUGGCGACAGAGAUGCACCAACAAAGCCAAAGAUUGUUCCCAGUGAUGUUUCACCAAAAUCGACCGAGCCAGAAAGUCAAAGGGUGCCUCUGCCGGCUUCACCAGUAUUCGAAACUACAAACGCCAAGCCUGAACCCUUUCGACAGGAACAAAAACGGGGCCUAUCCCCUUCUUGGCCUGGCCAAUCUUCUGGACCUUCCGACAGCCGAAUAGAGGAUGACGAUGAUGAUGGAGAACCUAUUUGCCCAUUGAGUAUGUUUUCGUCGAUUGCCCCAGCAAACACCCAACCAGCAAAGAAACAAAAACAACAGAAACCAGCUUGGGACACUCCACCAAGACCAGAUUUGCAGCAGUCUCAGAGACCGCCACCUUCUACUUUAGAGCCUCCGCCACAACCGAUAGUGUCCACAAAGGUGGAAGAGAAACCAAAGCCAAGAAUGGCACAAAAACCAAGCAAUACACCUGAUGCACCACCUGGCCGAUGGGCCCCAGACGUAUCUAUAGCAGACUUUAGAGCAAAAUAUGCGUUUGUCGAGAAUGACGAGUAUUCUUUUGGCGGCAGAGGAAGCGAAAAAGAUGCCAAAGGAAGCAAGCCUUCAAGAAUUAAUUUCGGUGGCAAGACUCCUCCAUCCACGCAGACGACUUCAUCUCAGGCAAGGCCAUUCCCAAACGAAAUGUCAAGCAGUCGAGAAGAGGACGAAAUUUUGGAGUGCACAUUACAAAUGACUAAAUUGGAAGAGGAAAUCUAUACAAUGAAUGGUUCCAAGUUCAAUUUGAAGUCCUACAAGCAACUCGCACAAGCCCUAUUUGGAGACUCCAGUCAAUCGACAUCGAAGGAUGCCUUGGAGGUAAUUGCAGGCGGCAACAUCAUGGCAAAACUGGUAUUGGAUUAUCGCCAAGCUGCGCAGAGAGCAGCAAAACUGGAGAAAAGGAAGGUGAAUAGGGUGACACGCGUCAAGAGCGUCGUCGGAGAUGCCACUCCAACCCAGACUUCGAGUCAUGACGAUACGGGUGACGAAUCUCCCGCCAACGGGAAUCGGUUAUUGUUGCUGGAUACUUCUUCCUUCAUCUUUCGCGCUUACUAUUCCAUGCCACCGUUGCAUCGGUCAACGGAUGGAACGCCAGUCGGAGCUGUCCUUGGAUUCUGCAACAUGCUGAAUCGUUUGCUUCUCAACAGUAUGCUCGAGGGUAAGCGACCCUACUUGGUCCUUUGCAAGGAUGCCAGUGGACCGACAUUCCGAAACGAACUGUACGAUCAAUACAAAGCCAACCGAGCGGAAGCACCCAUGGACUUGAUACCACAGUUCGACUUAAUCUAUGAAGCAGCCGAGGCCUACGGUCUGGCCCAGAUUUCAGCACCAGGCUAUGAGGCCGACGAUGUCAUUGCGACGCUGUGCAAACAGGCUACCGAACAAAACAUGGGAGUAGAUAUCUUGAGCGGAGACAAAGAUCUUAUGCAGCUAAUCACAAACUCGACAACGGAUGGAGGAUCGGUCACAAUGAUCGAUCCAAUUACUAUGAACCGAAUUACUCAUGAUACGGUGCUUGAGAAAUGGGGUGUUCCCGCACACAAAUUGGGGGACUUGUUGGCACUGGCUGGUGACUCGGCGGACAAUAUUCCUGGUGUGCCAGGGGUCGGGCCAAAAAUUGCUGCUCAGCUAAUUCAAGAAUAUGGUUCACUAGAAGGCCUAUUUGAAAAUAGCGACCAGAUCAAGCAACAGAAGCGACGAGAGAAGCUGCAAGAGAACGAAGAUAUGGCCCGACUCUCAAGGGAUCUUGUUACGCUAGUUGCAAACGUUCCAGCAGACAGAAUGGUUUGCAUUCCCGAGCAAGCUUCGUCAUUGAAUAUCGAAGAAUUUCAAAUGGAGCCAAUGAAUGCUGACAGAAUCUUGGAAUUUUAUGAUUCAAUGCGAUUCUUCACCAUCAAGCAACGAUUGCUACAGAGAUUAGAGCAGCAAGAAAGGGUGGCAUAUGCAAAGAAGCAGCACCCGCAGAAGGAGAAACGGAAAACGUUCUCCAAAAAGCCAAGGAAAGUCGAACCUCCGAAACCAGAAGACUACCAGGGUGUCCCAUUCUAA
Cylindrotheca closterium is the source of this 2241-nucleotide messenger RNA. The record is from the annotation of a GenBank genome assembly. NCBI's taxonomy places the organism in Eukaryota, Bacillariophyta, Bacillariophyceae, Bacillariales, Bacillariaceae.